AUGAAUAAUGUUAUUCAACGAAAAAUAAGAAGAGAACAAAACGAUUAUUCUAUAUUAUUAAAAACAUUUUUGGAAGACGUGAAUAAUAAUGAAAAGCAAAACUUAGCAAUAGAUUUCGAUGAAGAUGAAGAUCUGACUAAAAUCAUUGAGCAAUUCAUUUCUGAAGCAGCUGAUUGUAAUAAUAGCGGAUCAAAUGAUAUAUUUGAUAAUAUCGAGCAGCCUACUGAUUCUUCAGUUAACAAUGAACAAUAUUCGGCAAUGGUAUCAAAUAAUUCAGUUGCAAUGAUAACACUUGAUGUUCAUAAGCCAAUAUAUUUGAUGAAUCCAAUUUUGAAUAUAUUUCGUAUUCGUAGUAAAAACGAAUUUAUUCGCAAACAAGUUAGAGGACUUCCGAAAUUAAAAGAUUGCAUAGGCAAUUCACGGCUGAAUUUUAUGCCAGUUUCAGAAUUCACAAAUGCUCAAGUGGAAUGUACAAUAGUAUUUCAAAAUCCCAAUGGGGAAUUUUAUUUUCCUCCUUAUGAAUUUGUACGUGGUACUUAUCCAGAUUUAAAAUUUGAAAAUCCUACUAUUUAUGAUUUGGAAAAAGAUGCAAUUAUUAAUAAUCAAUAUUUUUCUUUAGAAAUAGUUAUUUGUAAAUUAAAAAAUAGUACACUCGAAUCUAAUGAUAAACAACAAAAUCAAGUAUAUCAAAUUCAGCGAGUUCGUUGUGGUACUAAAGUUACAGUCGAUCAUGAAUUAUUAUCAUCAUGGGGAAUAAAUGAUAAGAAAAAGAAAACAAAACAAGCAAUACUUACUAAAUUGCCUGAACUUCUCAAUUUAUACACAGCAUAUAUCAUAAUUCGUCGUACUCAUUGGCAUAAUGAUGAAAAACGAUUUGUACCAGAACAAGAUAUCUUGUUUUGUUCUAAUCCUUUUACACCAAAGGAUGCUGGACAUCCAGAGGAUCAAUAUGAUUAUAGUCCAAAUCAACUACAAAUUACGAAAUUGGAAAUUACGCAAGUAUCAUCGAAUCAAAAAGUUACUGAAUAUAAUACAGAAUUAUCAUUUAUUAUUCCAGAUAUGUAUAAAUGUACAGGUUUGAAAAAUAAAUAUGUAAAAAUUGAAAUAGUUACUGGCAGUGAACAGAAGCCAGAAAUUCAUUCGAAUUAUAAGAUUAUGAAUGGUCAAAGACCAAUUAAUUCAAAAUUAAUUCCUGUCGAUGAAUAUAUUUCUACUGUAAUGUUCAACAUUACCAGACGUACUGUCGAAGAUUGGGAAACAGAUUUUGUGUUAUAUGAGACUUUACCAGUUUCAUCUUCUAAUAGUUCAACGCUUCGAACGACAAUAAUGGAUAAUUCCAGUAUGAAUAGUUUUCGUAUACAAUUACAACUAUGUGAUUGCUCAAACGAUGAAUUUAUUCCAUAUCGACGAUCAAAUGUACUAUCUGCUCUAGUGAUUGAUGACUUUACUUCUUCUAAAGAAGAUAGUAUUUCUUCAUUAUUGAAAAAUGACAAUUUAAUAGAUGACAAUGUGGAUCAGUUAUCAACACAUGAAAAACGAUCAUUAGAGAAGGAAGCUUAUGAACGGACGGGUUCACCAUUACCAAAAAUCAGCGCUGUCGCCAACAGUACAAAAAAAGUUACAAUAAAUUCAGGUGCCGGUCAAUGCAUCAACUUACACCUCUCUAAAGAUCUUUGA
This is a messenger RNA of Rotaria sordida, 1677 nucleotides long. Lineage: Eukaryota; Metazoa; Rotifera; Eurotatoria; Philodinida; Philodinidae. The record is from the annotation of a GenBank genome assembly.